Molecule: messenger RNA, 509 nt
Organism: Cylicostephanus goldi
Lineage: Eukaryota; Metazoa; Nematoda; Chromadorea; Rhabditida; Strongylidae
Source: the annotation of a GenBank genome assembly
AUGAGACAGUUCCAUUGGGAAAGCAUCAAAGAUAUAAAAUCACAUCGUGGACGAUUCAAACGCGCUGUGAUGCAGUUUUUACCAGAAAGCUGGAGUGAGCUGCAGUGGUUCAUUCCGAACGCUUUUAAGCGCACUGUGGCUCUUUACUUAUUCGUUCUAAUAUGGCUGCUCACGGAAUUGAACACCUUCUUCUUGAAACAUGUUUUUGCUGUAGACACAAAACAUCCUUUUGUGUUUUGGCGGAUCAUACUUAUCGCACUUAUCUCAGCACCAUCCAUAAGGCAAUUCUACACCUACGCAACGGAUCCGCUGGUAAAAAGGCUUGGCAUGCAAUGUUGGGUCUACUGUGCUGUAACGGCUCUUGAAGCUGCGAUUUGUAUCAAAUUUGGACGAAGCAUGUUUCCUGAUGUUCCCGUAUAUCCUAUACUUGGUUGGAUCGGAUUUUUGGUGAGCUCUCAGAUGCGAAUCAGAUUCGCAACAAACCGGGAUAUAUUUAAAAAGAUUUAAUU